AUGAAUGGCCACAAUAUCCUUACCAAGAAACUCCAGGCGACUCUUGACGACCGUCUACUGAAAAGCCGCUUGAGUGAGCCUGCCUCGCCAGCCACACUGGCAAAGACCAUCGACUUCGGUUCCAACGACACCCUGUCUAUUUCCUCCUCCGGCAAGCUCAGCAAAGCGUUUCUCGAGGAGCUCCGUCGGCAUCCAAAUUUCACUAUUGGAAGCACUUCCGGUCGGAGCCUUGAGGGUACCUCGGGGUAUAUGAAAGAGGUAGAGACCCUCGCCAAUUUCCAUAAUGCAGAAACGGCUCUCUUUUUCAACUCUGGUUUCGACGCAAAUGUUGCUAUCUGGUUCGUCAUUCCUCAGCCGGGUGAUCUAGUCAUCUAUGACGAAUAUGUUCAUGCCAGAAUCCAUGAUGGCUUACGCACAGUAACCCUGAGGCUCUGCGGCAAUGUUUGA
Molecule: messenger RNA, 447 nt
Organism: Penicillium alfredii
Lineage: Eukaryota; Fungi; Ascomycota; Eurotiomycetes; Eurotiales; Aspergillaceae
Exons: 1
Coding region: 1-447 (148 amino acids)
Biological process (GO): biosynthetic process
Molecular function (GO): pyridoxal phosphate binding
Source: RefSeq, a predicted model, not a curated record